Venustampulla echinocandica is the source of this 3678-nucleotide messenger RNA. RefSeq names its product RNA-dependent RNA polymerase. The record is from RefSeq and is a predicted model, not a curated record. Gene Ontology annotation, molecular function: RNA-directed RNA polymerase activity. NCBI's taxonomy places the organism in Eukaryota, Fungi, Ascomycota, Leotiomycetes, Helotiales, Pleuroascaceae. Gene Ontology annotation, cellular component: nuclear RNA-directed RNA polymerase complex. Bases 1 to 3678 code for a protein of 1225 amino acids. Gene Ontology annotation, biological process: siRNA processing. The transcript has 4 exons.
AUGUCUUUGAAGCCCCCCACCGGGAUGGAGGUGCACGUUGCCAAUGUUCCCCCCCAGAGCAACGAGAAGGCGUUGCGCAACUUCCUCAAGCCAUACCUUGCCAGUCUAAAUAUCACCAAUUUUCAUUGUCGGAAGAUCAGAGAUAAGCCGUUUGCUUCAUUGACGUUUCUCAACAUCGAUGAAGGCCAGCGGUUCUUGGCUCGUCAUGCCCAAACUCGGUCUGCUGUCCGACAGAAACCCCCACUCACCUUCUAUGGACGUCAAAUUUAUUUCAGCAAGAGUUAUCGUGACCCCGAUCAAUUUCUGCUUAGGACUCUUGCUUGGGAGGCUCAAAAGCGCGACACCCAUGCUUUCUCUAGUUACCCUGAGCGUCCGCCGCCCAGCCAGUUCACUCCUUUCGAAUUGCAAUGCCUGAAUGUUUUAUGCGGUGUCUGGAGCCCAGAGGGAACCGAGGUUGGCUUUGUGCCACAAUUGGGGUGGAACGAGGAUGCAGUCGCUGUUUUUGGGGAGAGAGUUAUGAUUUUGAAGCUAAGCUCUGGGUUGCGUAUUGACUUUCGAUAUUCCAGCACGCUAGAGAUCACCACAGAAGACGGAAGUGUCCCUGCUAUUACCUUCACGAUGUAUGAAGCCCCACGGUUCUUUGAAAACAUCCAGGAUCCAGUUGCAGAGCUCCUUUCCAAGCUUGACCUGUCAUCACACACAGCUCGCCCCCCCGUUAGCCGAAGGCAUGGCCCAACCCGCCAUCGGCUGCCGUCCCUCAAUAGUGAACACAGGACCAUCGUGGGGAACUGUCUUGUCUACCGCAUCAUACUCAGGCGGCAUCAAUAUACACCCUUUGGGUUGAUGAUGAAUGUCGGUGAAUCGAUGCAGGCACUCGCAAACGCUCCUGGAAUAUUCAUACCUGUUAUUCAUCAGCGAACGCCCGUUCGUAGGCCAUUGGAGGGCUACGUGGUAGGGCUCAAACGAUUGCAUACUGCGCUAUCAGCUUUGAGUUGCGAGCUUCCUUUUGUGCUGAAGUUUCAAGUCCAAAAGCUUGCACAGGACGGCUAUUUAUCUCCGUUCUUGGUUCUGGAUCUUUUACCUGAGUUUACCAAUAUGGCCCGCCGUUCCACUCCGACAGUAUGUGUGCAUACUCUACGCAAAUUUAUGAAUCGAAUUCAUUUUGUUCGGCCUGAGACCGAUAUAGCUGACUUCCAUCUUGAUACCCUGAUCGGCCUGUUACAAGAAAUCGAGGAGCAAUCCAAGAAAGAAGUAAAGUUCGGCUAUGAGGAAUCCAAAACGUCUGAGAACGUGGCAAUUAUCCACCGCGCCAAGGUCACGCCUACCAGUGUCCAAUUAUCUGGACCAGAGCCUGAAAGCAACAAUCGGGUGCUUCGCAAGUAUCUGAACUACCACCAGUAUUUCCUUCGAGUUCAGUUUUGCGACGAAGACUCUCAACCAGUUCGCUUCAAUUCCCGAAUCUCCAAUGAAAAGAUCUUACAUGGCAGGUUUAAGGAAGUUCUCGACACGGGAAUCGUUAUUGCUGAUCGUGUAUAUAAAUUUCUCGGAUUCUCCCAUUCUUCUCUUCGAGCCCAGUCCUGCUGGUUCGUGGCACCCUUUUACUAUGAGGGCAGCCUUCUCUAUGACCGGAUGAUCAUUGAUGACCUUGGCAACUUUUCGGCAAUUCGUUGCCCUGCAAAGUGUGCCGCAAGAAUUGGACAGGCAUUCUCAGACACUAGGACUGCUGUCAAGAUUGAUGCAGAUGCUUUGCAAAUCCAACUGGAUACGGAGAGGAAUGGGCGUAUAUUUAGUGAUGGAGUCGGCACAAUGUCUACCUCGAUGAUGGAAAAAAUCUGGGAACAGCUCCCCAAAAAGAAUCUCCCAAAGCCAACAUGUCUUCAAAUUCGGUUUCAAGGAGCUAAGGGUAUGAUAUCCCUUGACCCCCGUCUCCCACCAGGAGACGCACUGGUGCUCCGCCCAUCGAUGAUUAAGUUCGAAGGCUCGGAUUCGAUGGACAUUGAAAUUUGUGAAGCAGCUUAUAAACCGCUGCCUAUGUAUCUCAACCGACAAUUUAUUAAGAUAUUAGAGGACAUGGGAGUUGAAGAUGAUUUCUUCCUUGACCUCCAAGAAAAAGAAGUUCAGCGUCUCCGAAUUAUUACGGACAAUCCUUUGAACGCAGAAAAGUUCUUGAGCUGCCAGUCAAUUGGCGAGACUGUCCACCUGCCAUGGUUCAUUGCUGAGCUGGCUAUGCUGGACUUGGAUUUUCGAAGCGACCGUUUUCUCCGCGAUACGGCGGAAUUGGCGAUAUUAAUUGAGCUUCGGAAGCUGAAGCACAAGACUAGGAUACCUGUUGAGAAGGGAUAUCACCUUCACGGGCUGAUGGAUGAAACAGGAUUCCUAGAAGAAGGGCAGGUAUUUUGCGUCGUGACUGAAGAUGAAACUCCUAAGUACAUCACGGGAGCGAAUUUAAUUGUCUCGCGCGCUCCGGCAUUGCACCCUGGAGAUGUUCAACUGGUGGAGGGUAUCAUGCCGCCUAAGGAUUCGGCGCUGAUGAGUCUCACUAAUUGCAUUUGCUUCAGCCAAAAAGGUUCUCGUGAUUUACCUAGCCAGCUUAGUGGAGGUGAUUUGGAUGGAGACCGCUAUUACAUCAUGUGGGAUGAAAGAGCCAAACCGAAAACACGAUAUACACCUGCCGAUUAUCCAAGACAAAGCCCAGUUAACAUUGACCGGACGGUUAAUCGGUCGGAUAUGACGGAAUUCUUUAUUCAGUUUAUGGAGACCGAUCAGCUUGGCCGGAUCGCGGUCAUGCAUCGAGUACUCGCAGAUCAAAAACCAGAGGGCACACGAGAACCGAAUUGCAUCAUCCUAGCCGAAAUGCAUUCGACCGCCGUUGACUUCUCGAAAACAGGCAUGCCGGUGGAUAUGAGUCGAUUACCGUGGUGCAGCCCAUGGCGCCCUGAUUUUGAAGCACCGGGACCACAUGUUUCGAUCGAGAAAGCCGAUGGUAUCUCGUUUGAACCUACCGGUUUCCGAGAUCCACUAGAGGAAGAGGACAAUGAUGAUGAGUACGCCAGGUAUCGAUAUUAUGAGAGCCAUAAGAUACUUGGGAAGCUGUAUCGGGCAAUCGACGAGCGGGAGAUCUUCGACCAGAUUCAAAAACGCGCUCAACCCCAGGGUACCGACAGUCGGCCUUCUCUCAUGGACGAAGUUUGGAAAUAUGUCCAGAACAAAGUCCGAAACAUUCAAUGGGAAUACCUGAAGGUCUGGGCUUCGGAUAUUCGUGAUAUGUAUGAAGAUUGUGUCAUGAGCAUCAUGGUUGAAUAUGGCCAGCACCCAUCACGUCCUCUCUCUGAGCUUGAAGUUUUUGUCGGCGAUAUUCUCGGCAAGACCGGCGUACAGAACCGGCACCAACGCGAGCAAUCCAAAACUAUGAAGGAGCGAUUUGAGGAGGACACCACCUUCAUUGUCAACUGCAUCUUGAGAGAUGGAGAGGAAUGGUCUGACGAGGCUUUGGCGAGAAGCAUUGCAUGUCUGGCUGUGAGCUUGACAGACACCGGCUCCUCCAAGAGACGCGAAAACCUUUUGAGCUUCAAGUAUGUCGCUGCAGCAAUCUGUCUGAGAGAGGUGCAAAAAUUGCCUGGAUGGGAAGCCUUACCUUUGCUCGACAUAUUUGAGGAUCACCGCCGCCUGCGCGAAUAA